GGUGGUUUGCUCCUCUGCCGCUGCCGCUUCGGUGCCGCCGGGUCCGGUUCCCACCGCCGCUGCGGGGGCGCUGCACGGCACCUGGACUCGCUCGGUGUCGGGCAGCGAGGCACCGUGCCGGCGAAGGGAGGCCUCGGCGUCUCCUCCCCGCACGACGGGGCCCGUGGCCCGGCCAUGCCUCCCUCCAAGCCCGGCGGCAAGGGCGCCUUGGUGCUGCAGUGCGAGUGGGGCGGCUGCACCUACGUGGCCUCGGACAUGGAAGAGUUUUGCCAACAUGUGGCCCAGCACCUGCAGCAGCACCUGCCCGGGGAGUACCGGGACGAGCUGGACCCUCUCGAGGCAUACACGUGCCUGUGGCAGGAGUGUGGCUUCUGCUCCCCGGAGAGCUCAGCUGACCUCGUUCGGCACGUCUACUUCCACUGCUACCACACCAAGCUGAAGCAGUGGGGGCUGAGGGCGCUGCAGAGCCAGUCGGACCUGAGCCACUGCCAGCUGGACCUGCAGAGCCGCAACAUCGUCCCCGAGAUCCAGGAGAACUUCCUCUGCCUGUGGGAGUACUGUGAGAGAUCAUUCGAUAACCCUGAGUGGUUCUACCGGCACGUGGAGGAUCACAGCUUCUGCUCCGAGUACAAGGCAUCAGGGAAGGAGAACCAUGUGGUCCUGUGUGGCUGGAAAGACUGUGACUGCAGCUUCAAGGGGCGCUGCAAGCUGCGGGAGCACCUUCGAAGCCACACGCAGGAGAAGGUUGUGGCCUGCCCGACCUGCGGGGGGAUGUUUGCCAACAACACUAAGUUCUUCGACCACAUCCGCCGGCAGACAGCGCUCGACCAGCAGAGGUUUCAGUGCUCUCACUGCUCCAAGAGGUUUGCCACCGAGAGGCUGCUCCGUGACCACAUGAGGAACCAUGUGAACCACUACAAGUGCCCUCUGUGCGACAUGACCUGCCCCUUGCCCUCUUCCCUGCGCAACCACAUUCGCUUUCGGCACAGCGAGGAGCGUCCCUUCAAGUGUGACUACUGUGACUACAGCUGCAAGAAUCUCAUUGACUUGAGGAAACACCUGGACACGCACAGCAAGGAGCCAGCCUAUCGCUGUGAGUUUGAGGCAUGCAGCUUCACUGCACGUUCUCUCUGCUCCAUCAAGCUGCACUACAGGAAGGUCCAUGAGGGUGACUCAGAGCCCCGCUACAAGUGUCAUGUCUGUGACAAGUGCUUCACACGUGGGAACAACCUCACUGUCCACCUCAGGAAGAAGCAUCAGUUCAAAUGGCCCUCAGGGCAUCCUCGCUUCAGGUACAAGGAGCAUGAGGAUGGCUACAUGAGGUUGCAGCUGGUGCGCUACGAGAGCGUGGAGCUGACCGAGCAGCUGCUGAAGGACAGAGAGAAGCGAGGAGAGGCUCUGGAUGGCUCAUCUGAGUGUGUGGUGCUGUCUGAGGGCGAGGGCAACCUCCAGGGCAUCAUUCUGGAAGCCCCAGCAGAGGCACCCCUAGUGGAGAACAGUGCUGCUGAGCUGCCAGUGGCCCCCCUGCCCCCCUGCUCUGCUGACAGCUCUGAGCCAGCACAGCCAAGUGCCUUCCCUGGAACAGCACAGCCCUCAGAGCAAGAGCCCAGCACCCUGGGCAGCCCCAUCAUCCGUGUGGUGAACAGAACCAAUGAGCACGGGGAGAGUGAGACUGUGUAUUAUGUCAUGGCCAGCACAGCCUCAGAGGAGCAGGUGGCAGCACCUGGUGGGCUGCCGGUGGAGCUGGAGGAGAACGUCAUGGACCGUCUGCAGAAGACAGCUGAGGAGCUGGGCAUCCACAUCGUCUGAGCUGCCCACCUGCCUGUCUGCAGGAGGAAAGCUUGCGUCUCCAUGGGGUGUGGAGAAGGUUAGGAAGUGCUUGGGGAAGGAGGCUGAGGUCCUCACCUGCCUGCAGCUGACUGCCUGCCUCCUCUUCUGCCCCAGCCUCACUGCCUGUUCUGGUCAGCAUGGGGAGGAGGGAAGGACAGGUCCCUCUCAGUUGUGGGUCAAGUGGUCCAAGAUGAGGAGACCUCUCUGGUUCUCCCUUGGAGGAUUAGGGACUAGCAAGCCUCUCCCACCCUUCCAGGAGAUUUAGCCUUAGCCUGACCUAAGCCUUCCCCUCUUGGUCACUCGUGGGUGAUGUGGUCCCUGCUGCUGUGCAGCUAAGUCAUCAGCUGUUGCUGAGCAUGGUCCUCAGCUAGGAUCUCUGCAGGCAGGUUGGUGUGCUGAGCAGAACCUGGGGGUGAAGCUUCCUCCCUCUGGAGAUCUGUGGCCUUAGCAGGCCUCUUCUUUUCUCCCAGGGGUGGCUUGCUCUGUUUCUGCCUUUGUUAGCACAUGCCUGUGCAUCUUUGCUGGUGCUGUUGGUGGGGUUUGCACUCUUGAUGCCAGGACACUGCACUGGUGGAGAGGGCUGGAGGUGCUGUCCCCUGCAGGCUACUGCUGCUCUGCAGUGCUGGGGGACUGGGAGCUUUGCUUCUUUUCUCCUUUGGUGAGUUUCUUCCCCACAUUGGGGUUUGGCCUCCUGGUUGGGCAAAGUGUACUUAGGUCAAGCUAAUAAAAGCCAGCCUGCCAGGCCA
Messenger RNA from Pogoniulus pusillus (Red-fronted tinkerbird), 2576 nucleotides. It is a transcript of the gene HINFP, whose product is annotated as histone H4 transcription factor. The transcript is spliced from 9 exons. The record is from RefSeq and is a predicted model, not a curated record. Lineage: Eukaryota; Metazoa; Chordata; Aves; Piciformes; Lybiidae. Bases 175 to 1809 code for a protein of 544 amino acids.